AUGGCCAAGAAUGCGAACCCGGUUCCUGGCGCGGGAACGAACGGUAGACCGAUAGUCUUCAUGGAUAUCAACAUCGGCGAGACACCAGCUGGAAGGAUUAAGUUCGAGCUGUUCACGGAUAUCGUGCCGAAGACCGCCGAAAACUUUCGUCAGCUAUGUACGGGUGAACACCGGCCCAAUCGACAACCAGUGGGAUACAAACACAGCAUCUUCCAUCGCGUCAUCAAAGACUUCAUGGUCCAAGGUGGUGAUUUCCUAAACUCGGAUGGCACAGGUUCAACCUCAAUCUACGGGCAAAAGUUCGAAGACGAAAACUUCAAGCUUAAGCACGAAUCAGCCGGUCUUCUUUCCAUGGCUAACUCAGGGCCAAACACGAAUGGAUGUCAAUUUUUCAUUACGUCGGCAGCAUGCGAUUUCCUGGACGGGAAACACGUCGUCUUCGGCAAGGUCUUGGAUUCCGACGGGCUGCUGGUCAUGCGAAAGAUCGAGAACGUGCCUACAGGGCCGAACAACCGUCCCAAACUGACCGUUAAAGUCACUGAAUGCGGCGAAAUGUAG
Molecule: messenger RNA, 558 nt
Organism: Puccinia triticina
Lineage: Eukaryota; Fungi; Basidiomycota; Pucciniomycetes; Pucciniales; Pucciniaceae
Exons: 7
Coding region: 1-558 (185 amino acids)
Biological process (GO): protein peptidyl-prolyl isomerization; protein folding
Cellular component (GO): intracellular membrane-bounded organelle
Molecular function (GO): peptidyl-prolyl cis-trans isomerase activity
Source: RefSeq, a predicted model, not a curated record